Lactuca sativa (garden lettuce) is the source of this 984-nucleotide messenger RNA. Its product is annotated as F-box protein At4g18380. The record is from RefSeq and is a predicted model, not a curated record. Gene Ontology annotation, molecular function: protein binding. NCBI's taxonomy places the organism in Eukaryota, Viridiplantae, Streptophyta, Magnoliopsida, Asterales, Asteraceae.
AUGACGUCACCACCACCGCAACCGUCACAAUAUGUCGCCGGAGAAGAACCGGAAGUCGUUCACAUUAAUCGGCUCCCCGACGAAUUACUACUCACAAUAUUCACCAAAUUAAACAAUGCAAGAUUGCUUUGUAUUUGCAGUCUAGUUUCCAAGCGUUUCUCCACCGUCGUCCACCAGACGCCGUCGUUAUUCCUCACCUUUCCUCACCGGCACUCCAAUGAUCGGAAUGAAAAUUUACCAAAGAAAUUGUUCAAUUACCUCUCGAAAUCCUUCUUCCGGAAACCACCGAAAAAUAAAUUUGACGGACCGUUGUUCCAAUCGGCGGUUGAUUCCUUAAAAUGCUUCGAAAAUGUUAGAACCCUGCAAAUUCAGCUCCCUUCGUUUCAGCAAGACGAAUCCAUCCUAAAAUGGCACGCCGAAUUCGGUAAAGAUAUGAAUAUCUGCGUGAUUUUAUUCGCAACCUCUGUUCAUCAACCAACGCCUUCAACCCACCAGGUCCGUAACUCCGAUACUCUGUUAACAAAUCAUCUUCUCCAAUCUCGAAUCGCAUCUGCAAAUCAGUGCUUUCGAGAGGCGACAUGGCGGCAACAUAUUCUCCGGCACGUGGUGGAGAACCACCAGAAUUCACUACACGCCGCGGAUAUAUGUGAUUCGAGCAGGAAAGGAAAGGUUGUUAUGAGGGGAAGACAGCAACUGAAUGAUUUGCUUGAUCCGAAGCUGAAAUUGCCGGCGUCGGGAUAUGGAAAGUUAUGGCAUGUCCAACUACUCCGGUUGCCGGAAUCACGAUGUGUAUUGCAUGGUGCGACGGUUGUGGCGAUCAGGCGUACAGAUGAGAAUGAGGAAGAACAUGAAGAUGUUGGGGUGAAGCAAUUGAUGAAGAAAGGGUAUGAACUCGAUGAACAACUUUUGUGGGAAGUUCUUACUCAUAUUUUUGAGAAUCAUGCGCCUUCAAGGAGUCUCAAUAUAAAUCCUGCUCGAAGAUGA